Daldinia childiae is the source of this 2157-nucleotide messenger RNA. RefSeq names its product Heat shock factor protein. Gene Ontology annotation, molecular function: sequence-specific DNA binding; DNA-binding transcription factor activity. Gene Ontology annotation, biological process: regulation of DNA-templated transcription. Bases 1 to 2157 code for a protein of 718 amino acids. The record is from RefSeq and is a predicted model, not a curated record. Lineage: Eukaryota; Fungi; Ascomycota; Sordariomycetes; Xylariales; Hypoxylaceae. The transcript has 2 exons.
AUGGCGGCACCGUAUAGUACACCAGACCAAUUGCUGAGGUGGAAUGGGAAUAACCCAGGGACCUUCGUUGAUAACGCUUCGAAUGGAGUAAACUCUUACGGCGUUAUGCCGCCCUCGGCACCAUCACAGUACCCUCAAGCUACCCCUUCGAACGUCGUUGCGAGGCGAGGCAUGAACAAUGCUCUCGUUGCCACUAAUCGCGCAUUCACCCCGCAACAGAACGACACAUGGCCGGGCUUUGAGGAGAAUCUGAUUGCAAGUCAGCCCAGUGGGACUGUCGACGAGCAUGACAACAUAGAGUUACUUGAGGAGAAGGCUCAGAGGGCAAAGAGGGAGGCCCAGGCGAAGCGGAAGCAGAUCCCUCCUUUCGUACAAAAGUUGAAUAGUUUUCUGGAAGAGUCGAAGAAUACGGAUCUAAUUAGGUGGUCAGAGAAGGGUGACUCUUUUAUUGUUCUCGAUGAAGAUGAGUUUGCCAAGUCCUUAAUUCCUGAGCUCUUCAAGCACAAUAACUACGCGUCCUUUGUUCGGCAACUCAACAUGUACGGAUUCCACAAGAAAGUUGGCCUUUCAGAUAAUUCUAUGAAGGCUAGCGAACGUAAAAACAAGAGCCCAAGCGAAUACUACAACCCUUACUUCAAGCGUGGUCACCCGAAUCUGCUUUGGCUAAUCAACAAGCCGAAAAGUGGUGGCCCUAAAAAGCCUAUCAAGAAACGAGAAGAAGGUGAGGGUGAGAGCGACGAGGAUGUUAUCGUGGCAGAUGAAGCCAUCGGUCACCCUUUCCCUCAACCAACUACGCAGAAUCGAGCACUACCAGCACCAGAGACAGGGCCACUCCAAAAGAAGGAAUUGGCAGUCGUCAGAGAUCAAAUGGCGGCGCUGCAGACGCGGCAGAAACAAAUCAGCGAAGCCAUCCAGCGGCUCCGGCAAGAACAUAACCAACUUUAUCAGCAAGCAAUCAUGUUCCAGAAUAUGCAUGACCGUCAUGAGAACUCUAUCAAUGCCAUCCUAAAUUUCCUAGCGAACGUCUUUAGAAAGUCGCUCGAGGAGCAAGGAGGCGUGCAGAAUGUGAAUGACCUACUAGCUAGCAUCAUACCCAAUGUACAGAUGCCAACGGCGCAAGGCCAAGGUAGUGUGGUUGAUCUAGGGGAUUGGGUGCAACAGCAGGUGCCCAAUACCUCGGCGCCGGUGGGUACACCGAAGAGACAGCAUCGCCUUUUGCCUCCUAUUCCUCAGAAUCAAAGCAUUAAAACACCUCCAGUGAUGGCAUCUACUACCGGUACUCCCGCGUCAUUUUCAAACUAUUCGAAUCAGCAGCAAUCACCACAGAUGGGGCAUGUCACAGAAGUCAUUGACACCCCAAUAGAGUCGCCGACUCCUGCUUACCUCAAACAAGAACUCGAGUCGAAUCCUCAGGAGGGCAUGAUGAAGAUUAUUCAAGACGCGAACACGAAUGCGGGGAAUCAUUCCGUUGACCUACCCAAUGUUGCUGCUCAUACGUCAGCAACUCUGACAAAUGACCAGCGGAACCGCAUGUUAAGCAUCAUGUCUGGGGGCCAUAGCAGCGCUACCCCCACUCCUCUCUCCUCGGCCUCUUCGCCCCCAAUACCGACAACAACAAGUCCAUCCUCCAUAGGAAUUCCAUUAACUGGAGGUAUACCUGCCGUGGGCGGGCGCAAUUCACUGUCCCCUAUCUUAUCAUCAAUCCCCCCACCGUCGAUCCAACGAAUAUCGCAAACGGAGGAAGAGCUCGAACAGCUUCAACGCCUGCAAAGUGAACAGGCCCAGAAGCUGGAUGAUCUCAACCACCUGCUAGGUCCCCUAAGUCCAUCAGGCCGAAUACCUGGCCUAGAUGAUUCGAGUGCCUAUUUUGAUGAUAACAUCGACUUGAACCAAUACCUAGACCCAAAUGCAUAUACCGCUGACACAUCCGGAAACGACUUCAACUUUGAUACCACAACCUUCAACGACGGCACCAAUUUUGACUGGAAUGCCGACGGCAGUGAGUUUGCUGCCACCGAUGGUCUAAACACAGGACGGAUCGUAGAGACAAAUACGCCAAGCCACAAGUCGCCAAGUCCGAGCGUUACUGAGGAGAUAUUACGAAAUGAUUUAGACGAUAGCCCCAGCCGAGCUACCAAAAGGCAAAGAAAGGCAUAA